Molecule: messenger RNA, 2799 nt
Organism: Lodderomyces oxycetoniae
Lineage: Eukaryota; Fungi; Ascomycota; Pichiomycetes; Serinales; Debaryomycetaceae
Gene: FAR1
Product: cyclin-dependent protein serine/threonine kinase inhibiting protein
Exons: 1
Coding region: 1-2799 (932 amino acids)
Source: RefSeq, a predicted model, not a curated record
AUGACUGUAAAAAGGAGGUCAAUAUUGUACAAUUUCACAAAUAAAUACCUGAGAAAGUCAACUCAUGUAUCUUCUAGCUCGCAACUACCAUCUAAGCCAAUUCCCACACGGGAUGUAGCAUUUUCAUUUCCUCCUGAAGAGAAGGAACACCUUUUGGACAAACUGCAAACAUCAAAUGAUAACGAUGAUGAUGAUGAUGGUGAUGAUGGUGUCGCAGCAUUAUCAUGUGCUCUUGAAUCAAAACCGAAAGCAUUAGAUGCCAGAGUUCAGACAGCAGCCGAACUCAAAAGGUUCAACGAGGAAAAAUGUUGCUUCUGUAAUGACUCUUUGAACUUGGUGCUUCCAGGAGAAACUAUUGUGCCAUUGGUUUGUGGACACGUCUGUCAUAAGAAUUGUCUUGUUUUGAUGUUAAGUAGGACAGAAGCUAACGAGUUGCCCCUAUGUGGGAUAUGUCAUGUUCCCUCGAGAUGCGAAGACGAUGAAGUGCACCAGUCGAUUAUGUGUAGCGACUUGGACCACGAUUUAAAAUUAGAUUUGCAGGAACCUUCUUUUUCUUCUUUUUCAUCAUCAAUUGUUACGCCCACUGGCUCGUUUGCUGAAGAAGAGCCUACUGGCGAUUCUGAAUACGAAGAUUUUGAGGAUCAAUUAUUCACACCAAGAAAGCAAACUAGACUGAGUUAUGCGUUGGAAACACCACCACUGUCAGUAAGACUAGCAGAUCAUGAAAACUUAUUAUAUACACCUAAGAUUUCGUUUCUGACGGAAACAGCAGAGGUCAAGUUGGGUGAGAAUAACGAGAUAAGUUAUGUGCUUAAUGUAAAGGCUCCACGUAUCUACGACGAGGUAGCAGCACCAUUCAACAUGUACGAAUUCCAGCUCAAAAUGAAAGUAUCCAAUUACCUAAAAACACAACUUCACUUUAAUGAUUAUUUGGGCAACUUGAUAAUAUUCGACGAAAUGAAAAUCAGCGUAGACGGUGGGCAUUGGGACAACUCCCGCUUAUACUUGUUUGAAAACCACUUGCUAUUUUACAACGAUGACGUUUUGGCAGGCAUUAUUUCUAUUGAAAACGAUUUGUGCUCCAUGACUUUUAGCAAUGGGAUUUUGAAUUUAAAUUUGGCAGAGAUUAGCUUGCCAGAACUCAAUAUAAUGCAUCAAGUGUCUGAUAUUAUUACCCGAAAAUGGUUUUAUAUGUUAACUCAAUUGAAAGAAAAGCUAGGUGUUCCCAAUACGAAUUUGUUCCAAUUCACCAGUACUUGCUGGAUAUAUCUACAGCACUAUUUUGAUAUCUCGAGUGAUUUAGUAAGGUUCAACAACUUGAUAAAUCUUGGAGGUGAACAACAAUUGCCCAGUAACUAUAUUACGAAAGUGGUACCAUCUCCUCAACUGUUGCCAUUGAACAUAGUAUUAGUUGUUCCGUUGUAUAAUAAAUCACCCAUGAUGAUAUCUGAUACAGACUACAAAUUGUGGAUCCAGCAGUUUAUGAGAAACAUCUUGUCAUUUUUGCGACCCACAGACAGUUUGGCGUUGAUUUUAUUAGGGAUAGAUGGGAAUCAUUAUGAAAGUGCAGAUGGUGUCUACAUUGGGUGUGUGAAUGCACAAUGGGAUGGUUGGCAGGAAAUCAUUGAUAGCAUCUCCAUUGUACCGAAUCAAUUUGAGCACAACAAAGAUGAAUUCAGGACAGCUUUCGCUAAAUUCAAGUCGUUGUUACCAUUUAUCCCAAGUAAACUGAGCUCAAUCAAUAAAUUGCUCAUUCUAAACUCAUGCAAUGAGGAUGAUGAUGAUGAUAAAGAAGAAGAAGAAGAAGAAGAAGAAGAAGAAAUAACCAACCACGAGCUUGAAAUUGACAACGCGCUCUUUGACGACGUUUCUGUAAGCAUUCUAAAAAUAGGAAAACAUUCAACAGCUCUCAAUUCCAUUUUAGAGUCUUUUCCUAUUGAGUAUGGCGCAGAAUUAUUAAUACGCUUUGAUUCAUUUGAGGAGCUACUGGCAUCUAUCGGCAUGCUUUUAGAAGAACACUUUCAGAAAAUAUGUAUUCCCAAGUUGAAAAUCACCGUCAAUGCAGAAGAAGAUGUAAGUAUAUCAGCUAUUGAGAAAAAUGGGAAAUUGGUUAGCAUUGAACAAUCGACUUCUGUCAUCCACAUUGCCAACAUCAUCCCCCGUAGUGAACGAAACAUUAUUAUAAAGGUGAAACUUUGUAGUAAUUUCCAAUGUUGUGAUAUGGAACUGGUUCCGGUUUUCACCUACACUGCAUCGUGGCUCAACAAGGUUAGCAAUGAGAAAACUGUAAAUAAAAAGAUUAGCAUCGUACCAGAAACAAAUAAUGCCAUAGACGAAGAAGAAAAAUUGCCACAAAAUCCACAAUGCCAAGAUUUGUACUACAUGGACAUCCCAUUGUUUCCUCCACUUUCACCAUCAAGACAGCUCUCCUUCACAAAACGACAGGUGGAACUCUUGAUAAUUGAGCAUCUAAGAAAAGCUAUUGAAACAGGGGAAAGUUUGAGCCUUGAAAAGUGUUCAUCUUUGGCCUACGGUUUAGUUCGAAAUGUUUCUCCUGGGUUCAAGGACAACAGGAAUGAUUUUGAAGAGGAGGAAGGUGUAGCAGCAGGAGUUGGCUCCAACAAUAAUGAGGCAAACACCAUGUUCAAAUUGUUGGUAGCUAUACGCAAGGAACACAACGAUAAUGAAAAAUACAUUACAUAUUUGGUAAAACAAUUGCAAGAGAUAAUAAGCUUGUUUAGCUCGAACCAGAAGGAUGCGAUUUCAAAAUGUCAUGACAUCUUAUGUGGAUUAGUAUAG